Molecule: messenger RNA, 4717 nt
Organism: Schistosoma curassoni
Lineage: Eukaryota; Metazoa; Platyhelminthes; Trematoda; Strigeidida; Schistosomatidae
Source: the annotation of a GenBank genome assembly
GUUGUAGGUUGCUCUUCACGCGCAAAGAUUGAAUCUUGACGUUGAGUCGGGUUUUUUUUCCCUUGCCGAGCAUGUCUUGUGAUAGUCUGUUGGGUCUUGAAGAUGCCAUGGAUAUGUUUCUGCAGUCAGUGGACUUGUCUAACGAUAUUGAUAUGGGUGAAUUCGACUUUGCAUUAAAAGCUUCAGAGCUCCUCGAAAACUCAGACAGUGAUAGUGGAAUAAGCGUUGCAGGGGAAAAGCAACCAAUAAACCAAGAAACUAAUGUACGACCCAACGACACUGGUACUGAUUAUGUUCUGACUGAUGUUGUCGAUGCUACAACACGUGUGUCCGACAUUUUGCAUGCAAAUGACAAACGUUGCGGGGUCCAGGUGAAUGGUUUGUCAAAGAGCAUACCUAUCAAUAAACCGGGCUCUAACUCUACUAUUCCUAAAUUUAAAAGGAUUAUUAUCAACUCUGUUGGUGAAAAACGUCUACUACACAGCUCUUUGGUAAAGCCAUACUUUUCGGCUUUCUAUCCUCAGAGCGUAAAUUCUGGUGUUGGUCACAAUUUGGCUGUACCAAAUGUAUUGCAGCCGUCGGAGCAUUCUGGUGUCACAGUAAAAACUGUGCCUUCUAGUGUUACUCCGUCGUUUGAAUCCUCAAACACAUCUCCGGGAUCUUCUGUGAAUUCACCUACUAAAUCAAGCAUGGAUUGCCGCUCAUUAGACGAGUUUUUUUCCGCAGUAAAUGGGGUAACUGAAACUUAUGAAUACUGUAGGAACGCGAUUCCUUCAGAUCCUUCACUAUGGCAGCAUUCAAAAAAUAUCCCGAGCACAUCAUAUCCUGAUUCUGUUUUCGGGAGUAGUUCUCAAUUCUCACCAACGUCAUUUCUUGAUGUGCAAGAUUUUUCGGGACCUAACGAAUCCAUCAUAACACAGACCGACUUGGAACGCAUACGUAAAAAGCAAGAAAGAAUGGUGAAAAAUAGACAAGCAGCAUGUCUAAGCCGGUUACGUAAGAAGGAGUACCUAGAAAGGUUAGAAAUGAAGUUCGAGCAGCUAAAACGUGAAAACCUUUUACUUUGGCGCCAGAAUGAAGAGUGGCGUGCACGAUGUUUCCGUUUGGAACGUUGUAUUGAAGAUUUACAGUCACGGCUUCCAAGCUCUAUAAAUUCAGAAAACCUAAUUGUUAAAUCUCAGUCGUUUGACGUAAGUUCAGACGAGACGACAAAUAUUUCUUCACACCUUGACAAACAAAUUACUCCUCGAGAGGCUUGUUGCAAAACAGUUUCUGUGCACACAUUAGCACCACUCAAUGAAGUCACUGUUGGUUUCAAAUCAGAUACUCCACUUAGUCGUCUUCCAAGGUUGUCUGAUCUUGGAAAAAGCAAGACAGUUUCAAUUCAGCAUUUAAAAAAUUGCCAAAACGUAGCUCCCACUCAAAAAACGACCUACUUUACGAGUGUAAAUUCCCCAAGAACGUUCAAAUGGGAUAGUUCUUCAAAGAAAUUGUUACUUACAAGUAAAGUUGAUGUUGAAUCGCAUUCACAGUCUCUAUCACAUCAGUCUCAACUCAAAUCAAUUACUAAAACCUUGAUUUCUCCUCAGCGAAUCGUUCCUACCGUCAGUCAUCGAUCUAAAGUAAUUGCUACCACAAGUUUACUGGUUAUGUGCGGUCUGUUAGCCGUGAAUAUAGUUCCUUUAUCAGAUUUAUAUUCUGGAUUAGGAUUCGUAUCUUCACAUAGCAUGUCUUAUGAUGGUGGCUCCCUUGCUGCUGGAAAAUUUGCUUUUGGUUAUCCCGGGCUAUGGUCAUCUGUGCCACAUUUUCCAACUGGGCGACGUCUUUUAUUAAAUAUUCCACCUACACAAGAAGAUGUUUUAACAAAUGAUAAUUCACUGCAGAACGCCUCAAAUAAUGAAUUUCUAUUUUCUGGAAAAUUUCCAACUAACCAUUCUACUAACAACUGUGGUCCUAAUAAAAACAUGAGUUGCGCAGAGAAUUCCUUACUUACGGAUUCCAGACAAAUUUUUCAAGGUUGGAUUAAAAGGCAUGCUGUAUCUACCAGUAAUCAGUCCCGUGUAUACAGGUUACUACUCACUUCAUCUCUUCAUAGUCUAAACGCGUUUGAACACCGACAACAUAUAGUCAGUUCAUCAAAACUUUCACAACAAAAUGUAUUACAUACUCAAAAACCUGCUUUCUUACCUAUGACACAUUUAAAUAAUUCAUCUUCCAAAUCGAUUUCGCCGUCAAGAAAUGAGUCAUUAGAACGCUUUUCGGCUAGGAAAAUUAACGGUUCUAUUCUGAAUGUUACAACUGAAUCAUUACCGCCCAACUUUCCUCCACCUCAUCGUCCUCCAAUAUGGAAAAAAUAUGAUUUGCAGCCUUACAUUCAUCCUGCUGUUCACGCGUUUGAAAAAUUAUUUAAUAUAGUUAAUCGUCGCAAUGAUACAGCAUACAUUGUUUUUUUAAACCGGGAUCAUUUCCUCCUGCCUUCAGUUGAUCCAUUACCUGCAAAUAUGAAACAGAAAAUAACGUUCCUACUUCCAGCUCAUUCUGUGAUCAACGGUUUAAUAUCUUGAGAUGGUGGAGAUUUGUAGCUCAGGUAGAUGAUUUUGAUGGAGUUUUGUUCUCUGAGCUGGAUGGUUUGGUCGUGGAGCUUUCAUCGUUCUUCUGAACGACAUCAUCAACACAAACUUCAGGUAGAAGUGAAAUGUUUAUUAUGUUCUACUACAUACAUUUGGUGUCCGUAAUCUUUAACCGCUUGAAUGUAUACACCUUAAUCUACGCAGUUAUGAAUGUUCAUAAACAUUGAUAUGUAGAGAGUAAUUACGAUGUUUUUGCAAAACUGUCGACUUCUUUUUAGUGUUUAACAUAACGUCAUCACCUAGGUAAUUGUGCGAAUUUCAAGUGCACAAAACAAUGUCCGACUCUCACUCGUCUUUUGUGUGAAUAAUAUCUCCACGUUCCAUUUAUUUAUUCCUUAAAAAGUUAAUGUAAAUACAACUCCAUAAAAUGUUUUCAUUUUCCUAUUUCUCACAUCUAUGUGUCAUAUUUUUUCCUAAAUUCGUGUUAUAAACCAUAAAAGUAAGAGCAAUUCAUUCACAUAACAUCUCUCGUUUCAAUGAAUUCAUUUCUAUAAGCUGUACAAUCUCAAAUAUAUACUUUUUUAUAGUGAUAAUAAGUAAUAUAUUUGUCAAAAACAUUAAUUUAGUAAGCAUAGAGAAGAGAACCUACUAGGAAAUUGAAAAAUCUUAUUGUUGGGAUCAUAAAACUCAAUAAAAACGUCAUAGAAGUUAAAGAGUAAUAAUUCAGUAGGGGUAUUGUAUCACACAAUAAAAUAAAAUAUUGGGAUGAAAUAUCAUCAGGAGGUAAUGGAAAUAAAGCAAAUCGGUUAAACGGUCAGUGGAAGAGGGUAAUAACUUUGGGAAACUAGAGGUUGGACAGAUUUCUUUUGUGUACAGUUUUGGCUUAACUAGAUGCAUGAAAAAUACUCCACCAACCCUAAGAAUACAUAAUUUCACUCUUUGAUGGAUUUCUGUUUCCUUUAUAAGUGUCUUUCAACCCUAAGUCUGUUUUUGAUUGAACGAUUCGUGCUCUUAAGGUGUUCAACUAUGGGGCUCCUUACGCAUCCAUCUUCUUGGACGGAAUACUCGUGAACAUGGUUAUAAAAACGUAAAUAUUGAUUCUGUGAGCUGAAACGAUAACCGCUUAUUGAAUCAUACUUUCAUAUCUAUGAACCAUAAAAACGCAUGUGAAAUAAAUUUAAUUAAAACUGAAAUCUCACUCUUAGUUGCACAUGAGCCUCAGUUGAUCAGUGACUUAAAAAGUUUUAUUAAUUAUCAUUACAUAUUAAAUAUCAAAUCAGAUCUGCUUGGCAUGAUCAAUAUUUAAAUAGUUAGUGUUGGCAACAGUUUCCUUAAUUAUCAGACAUAUGAUCUUAUCUUUUUUUUAAAAAAACCUCUAUAGGAUCGUCUGUUGAUGGUGAAGAUAAUUAUUAUAAUAGUUCAGAUUCCAUUUUAACUGUGCUGCAAUUAGAUUGUGAAAUAACGAAUGCUACAUUAUUACAAUCACCUGUAUAUAAUUCUCAUGAAAAACGCUCGCCUAAUAACCAUUAAUCAAUUAUUUAUUUAACUCCUUUUUUUGAAUCCAUCUUUUUCUGCUUUUAUUUAUAUUCGUAAUGAUUAUUUUGUAUAUUUUUUCCUUCAGUGUUUUCAUUGUAAACUAUUCAACGUGUUCACUGUUAAAAAUUUCAUAUCUCAUUUCACUGAAUAAAGAAGUUGGUUGUUUUUUUUUCUUUUCGUUUUACCAUAACGUUACUUACAUUUCAAUGAUCCUAAUUUAUGUUAUUAUAGUCUGUGUUCAUUUAUUUAUGAUCAAUUAUAUUGUUCUGUUUUACUUCUUGUAUUAUUGUUUCUUUCCUCCUCCUUGUCAUGAUCAAUUUUCUGUGUUUUUUUUCUUUUUUUCUAAAAUGUUUAUUUAUAAUAAAAACCAUUUUCCUUUAAGAACACAACCAUAAUAAUAAGCACUCAAUUCAUCUUCAAUUUAUUCAUACUGUUUAACAUAUUUUUUUUUGUAAUUUUUAACUAAUGUAUGUUAGUUAAUUGAGUGCAAUGAAAAAAAUUGAGAAAAAGAAAGUUUGCUAAUAUUAUUUAUUUUCUAAGUUAAUAUGUAGUAGUAUGUAAACACUAAACUAUUGUGUCAUUUUAAAUAAUAAAUUAUUAUUUCGUAUCAU